AUGGAGAAGUGCAGCCCCAUUGUCUUGUUUUUGCUCGUUAAACUUCUUCUACUACAACUACUUAUUCAAAGUAGUAAUUCUCAGCUUCUCCCCAUAGUCGAUGAAGUACUUGGACGCCAUGACACACAAGUGUACAUCAUUGAUGUCGAGAGACAUGAGCAGCACGAGCUUCUCAGCGACGGUGACCUUGAGAACUUUCACCGCUCCUUCCUACCAAACUCAACCCUUGAUUCCGGUGAGCCACGUCUGGUAUACUCUUACCGUCAUGUUCUCAGCGGCUUCGCCGCCCGCCUCACUCCUGGAGAACUGGAGGUUAUCAAGUCUAAACCCGGCUUUCUCUAUGCACAGCGCGACCGUCACUACGAGCUUGCGACAACAUAUACACCAAAAUAUCUCGGUUUAACCACAUAUAACGCAUGGGGAUCCUCUAUGAUGGGACAAGGUCUUAUCAUCGGCGUAAUCGACAGUGGCAUAAAGCCUACACAUCCUUCAUUCAAAGACACUAACAUGCCACCAAAGCCACCUAUUACAAAAUGGAAGGGUAAUUGUUCAUAUGCAGGUUUUCCAUGCAACAAUAAGAUCAUCGGAGCAAAGUCAUUUUUUGGAGGGACAUGGCCUUCCCCUGAAGACACCGACGGGCAUGGAACUCACGUAGCAAGCAUCGCAGCAGGCAACUUUGUCAAUGAUGCAAAUAUUCUAGGAAUGGCAAAGGCAUUGGUGAGGAGCAAACACCUUGACUGGACCCCAGCGGAGAUCAUAUCAGCGAUUGUGACAACCUCGAACGACUCAUGGACGGCUGCCGGAGAUCUCAUUGCCGACGAUAUCUCAUACAAAACAGCAGGGAUAUAUGCGACAGGGGCUGGUCAGGUGAACCCGAACAAGGCGAUGGACCCAGGCCUUGUUUUUGGGCUCACCUUAAACGACUAUAUUGGAUAUCUUUGUGGCCUUGGGUAUGAAGACUGGGAGGUUAUGGUGACACUGGGUAGAAAACAAAGUUGCAAAGGGGUUAAGCAUCUAACAGCGUCUGAACUUAAUUACCCAUCAAUUGCAGUCAAUUUGACAAGGUCAACGCCCAGUCAAACGGUGAGCAGGACUGUGAAGAAUGUGGGGGAUGCGAGGGAGGGCUACUCGGCUAAGAUUACCGAGCCGGUGGGGGUAACAAUUUAUCUCUCGACCUAUAAGCUUCAAUUCACGCGACUGGAUCAGGAGUUGAGCUACAACAUCAACUUUUCCUUGAAGGGUGCUUAUCCGAGCCAAGGGAGUGACAUGAUAAGAAGAGGUAAGAUUGUGUGGGAUUCAGGGAAGCAUGUGGUGACCACUCCAAUUGCUGUUUGUUUCUCAUAA
Molecule: messenger RNA, 1344 nt
Organism: Dendrobium catenatum
Lineage: Eukaryota; Viridiplantae; Streptophyta; Magnoliopsida; Asparagales; Orchidaceae
Product: subtilisin-like protease SBT1.2
Exons: 3
Coding region: 1-1344 (447 amino acids)
Biological process (GO): proteolysis
Molecular function (GO): serine-type endopeptidase activity
Source: RefSeq, a predicted model, not a curated record